CGACCGAUCUUAAGCCACAAACUCAAGUCCCGAGCACCGGAAACGAAGCCCAUCCCCUUUGUUCUUGCAAUACAGGCCACAAUCCACAUUCUCUACAGAUUUCAGGAUGACGAAGCUUACUGCAUCCGAGAACCAAAAGCCAGAGCAGGGCCAGAAGCAGCAGAGGCAGCUGAGCAGGACGCAGAAACGAAAGAGGCAGAGGCAGAGAAAGCAGGAGAAGGAGAUAUCAGCCCUGGGACAGGAGCAAACAGAACUUAAGAAGAAAACGCAGUUGACCAGCCAGCAGCUAAGAAAUAUCAAGAAAUCGAAGAGACAGAGGCACAGGCAAAGACUAAAGGAGCGAAGACGGCAGGGUCGUGAAACGCAACCGGAACAACAGCCUCUACGACAGAACCAGGGACCAGACCAGGAUGGAGCAGCAUCGGAACAUAGUGUGGACUUGGAGCGGGAAAGAGAGGAAGACUCCAUGAGAGCAGAGUAUGAAGAACUCCUGAAGGAGAGAAGGAGAGAAGCGCGCGACUGGGAAGAAACAAAAAUGGCCGAAGUGAAACGCUCUUACGAGUCUCUCCGGAAUGGCCAAAGAGGCCCGCGCAUUUACAUUGCCGACACACAUUUCGAACUGUUCUGCCUGGAAUACUUCGAUCAUUUCUACAACCCCGAACAUGAAAAUGAUUUUCUCAUCAAGUUUGUCGAGUUUGAGCACCAGCGCGGUAAUCGUAAGGAAGGUCUUCCACCUGCAGGUCUGCGGCGCGUCAAUGGAAACGUAUGGCUGGAAACCGAGGCAGAGCCAACCUUCGAACCCUUUGUCGUCCCCGCCUAUGCGAGCAGAAAUGUUAUUCGAGUGAGAAACCCGUGGCAUGAAAAACAUGAGAUGUCAGUCCAGUUUGUCAGCGAUGAUCAUCUGAUAUUGUAUCUGUGCCGAGAAGCGGUCUUUGAGCCUCGACCUCCGCCCCCGGAUGUUCCGAAAGUCUUCAUAUUCUUCGGCGUUCGCGCUCGAGGGGAACGUGUGCUAUUGAGGGAGAGAGAAGAAUGGGCGGACGACCUGGCUUGAAAGCCCACUGAUGCUCGAUUGCAUAGUACCAACUUUGUAUUAUAAGGUAAUGAAUCUGACUUGGUGUUCCAUUAGUUAGGAUAGGUAAUUUUUAAU
Messenger RNA from Aspergillus sclerotioniger CBS 115572, 1147 nucleotides. RefSeq lists its product as uncharacterized. NCBI's taxonomy places the organism in Eukaryota, Fungi, Ascomycota, Eurotiomycetes, Eurotiales, Aspergillaceae. The record is from RefSeq and is a predicted model, not a curated record. The transcript has a single exon. The coding region runs from base 107 to 1051 and encodes 314 amino acids.